This is a messenger RNA of Phycomyces blakesleeanus NRRL 1555(-), 2529 nucleotides long. RefSeq lists its product as hypothetical. The transcript is spliced from 7 exons. The record is from RefSeq and is a predicted model, not a curated record. Bases 1 to 2529 code for a protein of 842 amino acids. Lineage: Eukaryota; Fungi; Mucoromycota; Mucoromycetes; Mucorales; Phycomycetaceae.
AUGCCUUCAAUUACCCAGCGUCGUAAUGUUGUUUGCCAUUGCACUCUAUGCAGCAGAAACUUCUUACAAUACUCUUUGGUAUCAGGCAGAACUGCUGAGCAUCAUAUUGUAAAAGAAAAACUCGAGAGAGUGCAGAAAUCUGAUGCAGCUAAAAGAUUUGCAAACUCUGUGCAAGAAGAAGAAAUGAUGGACGUUGAUACUCAGUAUAAUCAGGCCGACUCACCUGAUUUGAAUGCUGCCAUGAUGGCUGACAAAGUCUCGGUAGACAAUGAGAUCAGCGAGGUCAAUGGCAAUGGCUCUGAUAUUGAAAGAGACAUGAACUCUGACUCUGGCAGUGGUGAAGAAGAAGACCCAUUUGAUGCUCCUAACAUGCCUGAAAACCCUGUCCAUCGGUUCAUUGCUACCUUUGCCAUUCUUUUUAUCUCGCGUUAUCCUGUUAAAAAAGGUGCCACCAUAUUGAUUGAAUUUAUCAAUCAGUUACUCAAGAUCUACAACAAAGAUUUCCAAUUACAAACAAGUCUUAUUGGCCUGCAAAGAAUGACUGGUUUUUCUAAUUAUGUCAAUGGUAUUAAGAAGUCUGUUGUAUGUGAAGACUGCCACAAGGCUCACAAACAAGAUGUGCCUCACCCUACUCAUUGCGACUUCAAAAAGCAUGGUUCUCAAUUACCAUGCAACUGUGAAUUGAUGAAGAUUUCAUCUUCUAGUGCUAUGGUAGUCAAGCAAUCAUACGUCUACAACUCUAUCCAGAGAUCAUUACAACUUAAGGUUGUAGAUACACUAUGUGACGUCUAUGAUGGUGCUAUGUGGAAGGAGCUAAAGGACCAAAGUGGCGUAUCAUUUGUGGAUGAAUCUCGUUCAUUGAUGCUAACAAUGAACAUUGACUGGUUCCAGCCAUUUGAUGGCGUUACAUAUUCAACUGGAGCUAUCUACCUUGCUAUAAAUAACUUGCCUUUUGCCUGUGACAUCCCCGCUGCCAGGAAGACCAGUGGAUUCACUGCCUACAACAGUACUUGUGCAUGCCCCAGAUGUGUGAGGCAAUUUACCAGGUUACCAAGUACCAAUCAGGUCGACUUCAGUAGGUUUGACUAUUUGAUGUGGAAAAUCUGUAGCAGUCUGGAAAACAGGUUGCAUGCUGAGGAGUGGAAGAGUGACAUACGUGGAACGAUCAUCAAUUCCAUACAUAAUUUAUUCCUGGGGACACCAAAGAGAAUGAUGGAGCGGUGGAUAAAAGAAGGACUGAUAGACAAUAGAAAGCUAGCUACUAUGCAAGCAAUGGCAGAGACAAUGGUGGUGCCAAUGGAUUACGUGGUGUUGAAAUCGAAGAUCGGAAAGGGCUUUCCAUACAUGAAAGCUGAUAAAUGGAAGUCCUGGGUGCUAGUGUAUUUGCCUAUCUUGUUGAAGGCCGUCCUGCCAAUUGAAAUGUUCAGAAAUUGGAUCAGUUUUGUUGAUGCCUGCCGCCAAUUAGUAAAGCCAAGCAUCACGUUCUCUGACAUUGACGAUGGCCAUAAAUUUCUUCAAGAAUUCUGUACUGAGUGCCAGUGUAUUUACACUCCAACUAUUCUCACCUGUAACAUGCAUUUACAUCUCCAUCUUCGCGAGACCAUCCAUGAUUUUGGACCAGUAUAUAGAUAUUGGCUCUUCAGGUUUGAGCAAUAUAAUGGUCUGCUAAAGAACGUGAAUAUGAACAGAAAAGAUUCCUUUGAGGUUACAUACAUGAAUAGUUUCGUCCAAGAUACAUUCAAAGGUGAUUUCGUUCAUGCUGCUGUCACGUGCCCAAGCCAAGUAUCAUUUCUUCCUCUUCUCACCAAGCUUACUGCCACAGCUCAACCCUCCACUUCAAAAAAUACAAUAACUUUUCCCCAGCGCCCAUUCAGACUAUUGGCCUUCAUCCAAGCAUACUCAAACCCUUCUCUUCCAGUCCUUGGCAAUGAACCUCUUCCUCAAUCCACAUUUCCUCUCCAUAUCAAACCCCCAUCAGCAAUGAGUGAUGGCGACUAUCCUCAUUUGCUUGAUUACUAUAAAGUCGCAUACUGCAUGCCAAAUCUCGAAGGUUACCAGCAUCCCUCCUCUCCAUUCUCCUUUGUCGACAACCAAACUAUAAAGUUGAAAUCAAGCAAUUUGCUUGGUCAGGUUUACAAAGGCUGCAAAUAUGCUUCUGGUCAUGGCUCAUUUGUUCAAUCUCUGUUUCUUGGAAGUCAAGGCAAUAAUCGGUUGGCAUACACUAGACAAAUUCAGUAUCUAUUCUUGCACUAUUUCACUCCACCAGUAGACAACACAGAGCUCCAAACACGUGUUGUUUAUCAAAAUAAACACGUGUUUGUGUUUGUUAAGUGGUUCCAGAUUGAGCAUGACCAUUCAAGAGACUUGGAAAGUGUUGACAUCUGCAGUGCAGAUUUUAUUGUGUGUGAUUUUGAAUGCAUCUUGCCAGUACAUCAAAUAUCAUCAGUUGUUGCAACAUGUGAUUAUAAAACCAGCACAAAUAAUAAGAAAAUACUUGUCAACGCUUUACCACACAAACAAUACAAUUAA